ACAAACCACCAGCUGGACACGUCAGCGGAUGCGGAGCCGGGCGCGGCCUCACCGGAACCGGAAGCAGAACCGGAAGCGGAAGCGGACGGCGCGGAGAGCGACACGUCGGAGGCGCGCGCGAAGGCUGCGCGGGCGCAACAGUCGCUGAAGGAGCGCGAGAGGGAGGUGCAGAAGGCGCUGGCGACCAGUCUCAGGGACCGGGAUAAGGAACGCGAGUAUCAUAAGCGGGAUGAGGCGGUGCAGCACUUCAACGCGCUACUAGCGGACCUGGUGCGCAACCCGGAGCUGAGCUGGCGCGAGGCGAAGAAGCAGCUGAAGAAGGACCACCGCUACUCACUGGCCGAGCUUCUGAGCAAGGAUGACAAGGAGCGUCUAUUCACGACGCACACGCACGCCCUAGGCAACAAGCGGCGCGACAAGUUCCGCGCCCUCCUGACCGAGCUGAACGUGGCGCCCACCGCCUCCUGGCGGGAGACGAGAGCACUACUGAAGCAUGAGCCACGGGCACAGGCGUACCCAGACCCUGACAAGUUCCGCGCCCUGCUGACCGAGCUGAACGUGGCGCUCACCGCCUCCUGGCGGGAGACGAGAGCACUACUGAAACACGAGCCACGAGCGCAGGCCUACCCAGACCCGGACAAGAUGGAGCGUGAAUUCCGCGACUACCAGCGCGACCGCCAAACCGCAGCUAAAACAGCGUUGAGACAACUCCUUCUAGAGACUCGCGGCAUCACGCACAAGACGCUGCGCGCGGUGCAGGCGGCGGGGGGCGCGGGGGCGGCGCACAACCUGCUUAAACACGACGCCAGAUACCUAGCCCUAGAGCAUGUGCCCGAAGAGCGAGACGCCAUCAUCAUGUCGUACCUUGAAGAACUGGACAAGAAGGGCCCCCCUCCCCCGCCCACCGCCAGCGAGCCCAGCCGCCGCUCCAAGCAGUGACAUACGAGUGACACGCAGGUGGCCACAGACAAGAAGACGCCAAAAAAGCUUCAAAAUCACAGACCAAAUUGCGGCACCUUACGUGUAUAAUUUUAAAGUAAUCUGUAAGGAAUUCCUUUAGCUAUACUUAAUUUUAAUAAUGAAUAAACUAAGAGACCAUUGAUUAUUACCAUU
Molecule: messenger RNA, 1113 nt
Organism: Plutella xylostella (diamondback moth)
Lineage: Eukaryota; Metazoa; Arthropoda; Insecta; Lepidoptera; Plutellidae
Source: RefSeq, a predicted model, not a curated record